Messenger RNA from Kwoniella shivajii, 711 nucleotides. RefSeq lists its product as uncharacterized. The record is from RefSeq and is a predicted model, not a curated record. NCBI's taxonomy places the organism in Eukaryota, Fungi, Basidiomycota, Tremellomycetes, Tremellales, Cryptococcaceae. The transcript is spliced from 3 exons. Bases 1 to 711 code for a protein of 236 amino acids.
AUGUCUGAUCAGUCUUCGGACGGUGGAUCCGAAAAGAACGAGAUCUCCGUUGAUCUUGAUCUGAAAUGCCAUCCCGUUCACAAUGAUCCCAAUGAUGAUAUCGUCAUCAUUUCCAAUGACUAUGUUAAAUUCCGUGCAAGUAGAUACCAUCUAACCAGAACCAGUCAGUUCUUUGAUGGCUUACUUGGAAAUCCUCGACCAGAAGAUCUCGCUAGCGUUUGCGAUCCUUUCAUUCCAAUUAUCACCAUUCCUAGAGCACAAUCACUCGUUACCUACACCGAUUUUGCCAUUUGCGAUAUCUUGGUUGACAAAGCUCGAUAUGCUCUAAUGGAAGCUGCCAAAGAUCAACCAUUGGAGUUACUGGUUAUCGCUUCUAAACGCGAUGACGUGGAAAUGGCGAGAGCUGCCUUGAAGGAGCUGGACACAGACCACCUACGAACCUACCUAUACGAAUCCCAAUCUCUCAUCGCCACCGAAUCAAGCCUCACUAAAUCUCGAACCUAUAUCAGUCGUCUUACUCUAGCAUAUCGCCUUGAAUUACUCGACCUUCUCAUGGAGACCGGAGAAGUAAGUGAAGGAAGACGCGAAACCCUUCGAACUGGGAUCUUUCUCAAAGACAGCUGGAGUGGAAUUGCGAGUAAAUUCGAUCCGAAACGGAUUGAGAAAGAGGUAGUCUUGGAAAAGCAGAAAGUAUCAGACAUCGCACAUUAG